Messenger RNA from Sceloporus undulatus (fence lizard), 7962 nucleotides. It is a transcript of the gene KLC4, whose product is annotated as kinesin light chain 4. Gene Ontology annotation, cellular component: cytoplasm; kinesin complex; membrane-bounded organelle. Gene Ontology annotation, molecular function: kinesin binding. NCBI's taxonomy places the organism in Eukaryota, Metazoa, Chordata, Lepidosauria, Squamata, Phrynosomatidae. Gene Ontology annotation, biological process: microtubule-based movement. The coding region runs from base 141 to 1454 and encodes 437 amino acids. The transcript has 11 exons. The record is from RefSeq and is a predicted model, not a curated record.
UUUGCUGGCUAGCGUAACAGCUUGGCCUCCUGCCAGUCAGAUCACGUGAGUCCAGGUUGUCUCGCUUGCUUUUGUAUUGAACAAUCUGGGCAAACUGAUCUGUCCGCUGUUAAGGAGGUGGAGGGAAUAGCUGAAAGACUAUGUCCACAAUGGUGUACCCCAGAGAGGAAAAAAUGGACAAACUAAGCCAAGAGGAGAUCAUUUCCAACACAAAACUGGUCAUGCAGGGGCUGGAGGCACUGAAGAAUGAACACAACUCAAUUUUGCACAGCUUGCUGGAAACCAUUAAGUGUCUAAAGAAGGAUGAGGAAGCCAAUCUUGUGCAUGAAAAAGCCAACCUACUGCGCAAGUCAGUGGAGAUGAUUGAGCUGGGGCUUGGAGAGGCACAGGUGAUGAUGGCUCUGUCAAAUCAUCUGAAUGCAGUUGAGUCUGAGAAGCAGAAACUGAGGGCCCAGGUGCGCCGGCUGUGCCAAGAAAACCAAUGGCUGCGGGACGAGCUGGCAAACACCCAGCAGAAGCUGCAACGCAGUGAGCAGACGGUGGCACAACUUGAGGAGGAAAAGAAACAUCUGGAGUUCAUGAACCAGCUGAAGAAAUAUGAUGAGGACGUGUCUCCAUCAGAGGAGAAAGAAGGCGAUUCCACAAAAGAUUCUUUGGAUGACUUGUUUCCAAAUGAAGAAGAGGAUCAGGGCCAAGGGUUGCCUCACCAACACAGCAGUGCAGUAGCAGCUGCCCAGCAAGGUGGAUAUGAGAUUCCUGCACGCCUUCGUACACUCCAUAACCUGGUGAUUCAGUAUGCUUCACAGGGACGCUAUGAGGUGGCUGUGCCUCUCUGCAAACAGGCGCUGGAGGACUUGGAAAAGACAUCAGGCCAUGAUCAUCCUGAUGUAGCCACAAUGCUAAACAUCUUGGCUUUAGUAUAUAGGGAUCAGAACAAAUACAAGGAGGCAGCUCACCUGCUAAAUGAUGCACUUUCCAUUAGGGAAAAGACACUUGGCAAGGAUCAUCCUGCAGUUGCAGCAACCCUGAAUAACCUGGCUGUCCUCUAUGGCAAAAGGGGAAAAUACAAGGAGGCAGAACCAUUGUGCAAGCGAGCAUUGGAAAUCCGGGAAAAGGUUCUUGGUAAAGAUCACCCAGAUGUGGCCAAACAGUUAAAUAACUUGGCAUUGCUAUGCCAGAAUCAGGGCAAAUAUGAAGAAGUAGAAUAUUACUACCGCCGAGCAUUGGAGAUCUAUGAAUCCCGCCUGGGGCCUGAUGACCCAAAUGUGGCCAAAACAAAGAACAAUCUGGCCUCUUGCUAUUUGAAACAAGGCAAAUACAAAGAUGCAGAGGUACUCUACAAGGAAAUCCUCACUCGUGCCCACGUGAAGGAAUUUGGCUCUGUGGAUGAUGAACACAAGCCAAUAUGGAUGCAUGCAGAAGAAAGGGAGGAGAUGAGCAAGUGCACUCCCUAGGACGUACUGGAGAGUGGAAGAUGGAGGGAUUACUGCAGGUUUCUGGGCCACAGACACUUCAGAACCAGGAAGUUAAAGAUUGCUUAUUUGGAAGGCCAUUUGCCUGACCAGGAAAAAAUAAUUUCUUGAGCCUGAGAUACAAGGAAUAGAAAGAAGCUGCAGUCUUCUGCACCAUCACCUCCUCAUGAACACCUUCUGUUCCUAAUUGUAGAAAGGAAAGACUUAGAUUGGAAAGAGACCAAGAUAUUUAUUAGAACAACAUCAACUCUAAGGUCCUUAGGACAAAGAUUCCACCCUUUGGUGCAGUGACCAAUGGCCCUGGCUUCUUCUGGGAGAUCUACAUAUUGUUAAGAAUAUUGUAGGAAGUUGCUCUAGGUCUGAUCAGUGCUGUAUUGCAGCCAGAGUUCAUGGGGUUGAAGCCCUCAUAGAAAUGCAGGAAGGGAAGGGAGUGGAUGGAAUUUUGAAGCAGCAAUAUACUGUAAACUUAUCUUGUCAUGCGAAGUAUUUUGGUGUGGCUUGAUCAUAAUAGGUAAUUAAAAACUAUUAGAUUUGCAAACAACUUGUUCCUGGUAGAGAUGGGAACUGCUAGACGUAGCUGCCUGUACUUUGGAACCUUCCUUGGGGUGCAGCUAUGAGAGGUGUCAUGAUGAUCACCUGCACUUUGAAAUUUACCACUAUACCACUGCUUCUGAGACUUUCUGUACUAACUAGUUCAACACAGCAUAGAAAUUCCCCAUAGCUUAUGUCUGAUAGAGGUUAAUGAAGUUCCUUUUUCUCAUUCCCUUCUCCGCCCCAAUACACAAAUUUGACUCAUUUAGGAAAAAUCAAGAGUCAAGCUAUUUGGGUUACCUCCUCUCCAGAAGUAUGCUGGGCACUUUUCCCUGCACCAUAGUCUGAAAUAUUAUAAAAUUCUAUGUAAAGUCCAUAUAAGUUCUAAAUAAGAAACAAUUGAAAGUUAUCUCUGUUCAGGCAGCUUGUUGGGUGUUAUGGGCAGAAACAGUUGCAGAAAUGUGGUACCCUGAAUCCACCUCACUUUCCUGCAGUAUCUUCCAUCACUGGACUUGAUCUACUUCCUCAGAUGCAAAUGGACUAAGGCCUAGUACAGAUGGGCAGGAAGGGACGGUGAGACGCCGCCCCUUUCUGCCCCAGAUCAUUACCGCACUAACCACACAGGUGCGGCAACAAUCUGCUCCAAAAAGGAGCUGUGAAAAGCAGCUCCUUUCCACACCACUGCCAAGGUGCCCCCCCCAAUUUGGAUGCGGCGCACAAUGCAUAUCAUUGGCGCAUGUGGCGUGUGGAUGUGCAUGUGCCCAAAAUGGUGCUGGGAGAGCUCUGCUCCCCCGAGUCCUAAUUUCGGCCCCAGGCGGUCUGUACCAGGCCUAAGUCUAGGAAAGCUUAUGCUAUAACCUUUUUCACUCAGUUAAUCCCAAAGGUACUACAGGAUCCCUUUGCAUACUGAUAUUGCAGACUAACAUGACUGUGUCUCUGAGUUCCAUCAGUAGAUCACUUCUUCACUAGCAUGACUGCUCUGAUUCACCAGUAACUUUAUCUCUAAUAGGACCUUAUCACUGUUAGGUGAGUGAGUAGAAGAAGACAGAGUGUAGACCCAGAGCUUUUCCUUUUCUGUGUCCUUUAUUCAGCAAGCAUUUUGAUUUGUUUAGUGAUGAAGGCCCAGUUCACACUUCAGGCAGCAAAUGUGUUUAUACUCCUUGAAAUAGGACAAGCAGUGAUCCAUCUAGCUCAGUAUUCCCUAUUAUGAUUGUUAGCAGCAUUCUAGCAGCCUUUCUUAUCAUCUGCUACUUGACUGUUUAAACUGAAGAUGUCAAGAAUUGAAGCUGGGAUGUUUGGUACACAAGGCAUGUCUUCCACCAGUGAGAAUACAUGAGAAUGACGUAGGUGAAGUGAAGAAUUGAGUCUGUAACACAGCAAACACCCAUCUGAGCUUGGAGGUCAUUUAGCCCUGCAUGUCUGUUUAUUUCCUAUAUUAUGGUACUUAGCAUCAGUGCACUUGCAUGUAUAACAGCAUUAUAUAAAAGCCUCUAAUUCUUUGCCUCUGUAAAGUGUGAGGAUUGGUCCUCAUUUCUAGAAGCUCAGGAAGACACUAAAUAAACCAGUGCAGUAAUUGUCAGACCUUUUAUAUGUUUGGCAACUGCUGAAUGAACUUCAUGUUGUAUGUUGAAUUAAUGGGAACAUUCAUCUUGCUUUUUAGAGAAUCUUGAUGGUUAAUAUUUAAGGAAAAUGAGCUAGAUGAAUAUUUAGUGCUCAGUAGUUUCACAUGCUGUUAUAGUAAUUAGCAAGUCAUCUGUGGAAUUUGGUGCCAGGAAUGGCCUGAGAAAGGAAGAGUAGACUUAAGCAAGCCAUGAAGUCAGUGGCUAAACAGUGUCAUGAACUGUGGCCUUCCAGCUAAUUUGUUCCUUAACAGCUAAGAUACAUCAGCUUUUCUCUAAAUAGAGAAGUGAGCCACUUUCCAGAAUUACACGCAGAGGACAUUUUCAAGAAAUGAAGAAGAGUGAGAUCACAUGUUGGUUUUGGAAUAUGGAGGUCCUCUUCAGUAAUGCAAUCAAUCUGUUAUCAUCCUCUCUAAUGUUUUCUUCUACUGACAUUCUUGGUUUCUUUUUCUUUUUCAUGCUAUUAAAAGCCAUAAAACCAGUCAUAGUAAAGCACUGCUUUUACACAUUUCAUCAAUAUAGCAUACUAACUUUAUAAAUACAGCCCAAGGCCAUACAUGUGUACUCAGAAGUAAAUCUAUUGAAUAUAGAGGUUUGUGUAUGACUUCAGCUUUAUUGCAUUCUUGUGGGAAACAUGUCCGCCAGAUGUUGUUGAUCAACUCCCAUAAUUCCUUAUCAUUAGCUGUGGACUAGGGCCACUGAAUUACAGUCCAACAGCAUCCUGUGGGGCACUUAUUUCCCAACCCCAGAACUUGAAAAAGUUCCUUUUUGGACUGCAAUUCCCAGAAUCCUCCAGCCAGCACAGUCAUGUGCUUUUCUGAGAAAAAUAAAUUUUCUGAGUUCUCUCUGGCCCCGGUAAACAGAUUUGAGCUAGUUGUAUACAUUUCCUGUGAAUACCUACUUGGAAGGGGUAAUUUGGGCAGGAAGAUGAUUUAAUGGGACACUGGUAUAAUUCAAAGAUACAGCAGUGUUAAUCUGCAGAAUCAGUAUGUAGAGAGAUCUUGUAGCACCUUUGAGACUAACUGAAAGGAAGAAGUUGACAACAUGAGCUUUUGUAGAUUAAAGUCUAUAGAAGGUCAUGCUGCCAACUUCUUUCUUUCAGUGAUGGAUAGCAUCCUUUUUCAUGAUUCUAAAGUAAUACCCUUGGAUAAAAAUACUUAAAAUUAUCUCACCCUGAGAGAUCCAUGAUACAUGUGGCUAUUGAGGAGGAGAAUGGAAUUUUAUGGGGUAAAAAGAUGGUCCUUAUUUAUAAAUAGAAGUAGGAAUCAUGCAGCUCUCCAAAUGCUGCCAAACUGCCUCUCCCAUCAGUCCUAGUCAGCAUAACCAAUGCUAAGGAAUGUUGUAGGUUGCAGACUAAUAGCAUCUGAAAGGCCACAUGAUGUUUCCACCACUAGUGCAGAAAUGCUUGGGUGCUAUCUUCUUAAAGUUUCAGUGCAAGUCAAUCAGCUCUUAUGGAGUGGAAAUGGAUUAUCAUACAAGGAAAAAUCGAGUUAUAUGCUCUUGGUAUAUAAGCAGGAGCCACCCUGAAAUAAAUGGGACUGUUUCGGGUGUCAGUACGAAUAAACAUGCAGGUUAAAAUUCUGCUUCCUUUGGAGAAGACUAAAUCCUAACAAUAUGCUUAUAGUGUCCUCCCGACUUAGGAGGGGAAUGAAGCUACUGACAAAACAAUAAUAAAUAGACAUGUGAAAUGCUGGAAACACCAGAUUACAAGAUCAGAUAUUUUUUCCAGUUAAUAAUCAAGAUCCUUUCUUUUCUGAGUUAGAGUUUGCCCUUACUGUUCUGACCUGAAAAUGACUAGAUAAGUUGACAUGAAUCCCACCUGACCUUAUCUAGAAAUGUUAUGGAAAUCUUUAAGAGAUGUAACAGCUGUCCUCCUUUGGCUUACACUAUCAUUUUCAUGCAGUCAUCAGCAAAGUGCCACAGGAAGAUGUACUAUAACAGGCUUGGACAUAUUUUGGGGGCAUUCUGUUACUUGUUCUAAUGAAUCCAUAUUAUAAAUAGUUCUACUAAGGACUACUAAGUCCCUCCCUUUGAGUAUCUAUCUGCCACUUCGAACAAAUUUAUUUGUCACCUAGUCUUGCUGAUAUACCCUGAUUAUGCAUUAACCUGGUAUGAGAUGGACUGGAGGUCCGUGACACAACAUAUGCUUUGUAUGCAAAAUGGAACAAGUCCAGUCCCUGUUAUCAUCUGGUGGGAAUGGGAGAGACUGUUGCACGAAAUGUUGCCAGUUACAGUUGACCAUACUAGGCUAGGUGGGCCCAUGACAUGACAUGGCACUGUAAGGCAACUUCCUAUGUUCUUAUCACCACUUUUUGGACACAUUUAGCAUUUAAAUAUUGUUAACCCAAGCUGUGGCCAGUUUGGGAGCCUUCAAAUGCCGUGCCAGAUGAUUGGUGGAAGAAAGGAUUUUUUGAGGGGAUUUCUUUUAAUCAGGAAGUCCAUCUAAGCUUAGGAAAGAAAGAAUGUGUUGGAGCCCUGGGCCUUUGCUGAGAGCCCCAGAGAAUGCAGACGGGACAAAACAGAGCUGCUAAUGAUUGGGCACAGUUCCAGUGGGAAGUCUAGCAAGCCAGGAAUUUUGUUCCCAGGGUGAGGGCAUAUAUUGAGCACAGUGCUGAACUUUGGAGCAUGGCUUUCUAUGUCUGGCCAAGCCUCUAAACUUCCUUGGGGGGAGGGGGAGUCUGGUUAUCUGGGAUAGGGAUAUAUAAAAUUAUCCUUGGUGUUAACAAAGUGGAUAGGAAGGAAAAUUAGAUCUUUAUAUCACAACACUAAAUCCCCAAAUCUAUCCAGUUAAGCUGAAUGGUGGAAAACCUGGGACAGACAAAAAUAGGUGCUUCAUCUAGCACAGUUGAAUUAUGGAAUCUAUUUCCAGAAGAUGUCAUGCUGUUUGGAUGGAUGGCUUUAAAAAUAAUUGAGGCAAAUUGAUAUGCAAUUAUCCAUAUCUGAUCAGCAUGCCAGAAGCAGUAUACCAGUUGAUACUUGUUGCUGGGAGCACAAGUAGAUGAGUGCUCUGUGUUCAUGUUUUUCUUGUGGUCUUCCCAGAGCUCCUUAGUUGACUGCUAUGAGAACAAAAUGCUAGAUAGGAUUUUAGUCUUAUCAAACAUGGUUCUUACAUUAAAUAGUGCUGUCAGAAGCUUUCCUCAGUUUUAACCCUUGCUGAAGUAAUCAGUUUGCAUUAAAGCUCUUUGAAGAUUUCUUCUUCAUGUGCAUUUUGCAGCUUACAAUGUGUCUCACAGUUAAACACAGUUAAGUGUGUGGCUCAGUGUAAACUAGUGAACUUCUAGAAGAACCUCUAAGUCCCAGAAGUUGCUUUACUGGCUUAUGCAUAAGUGGGAGAGACAAAUGCAGUCCUCGCAGUAUGUUUUUGUAUAUACACACUGGCACAGCCACCCCCUUUUAAUACUAUCAAAUUACAUAACUAAAGAUAAUGUACUGUUCUGCUGCCAUGGUCUCGGGGGUCUCCCAGGGGUGCCUGUUAAGAUAUAAACUUGAUAGUCAAGUUCUUUGCAGAAUUAGGGGACAAAUGAUCUCAGACACUUUUUUCUGUUGUCUUUUUAAAUCUUCCUUCUGAAUUGCAGUGGCUGCAAACUAAUCUUCCCAGUAUCUCAUAUUUCACUCUGUAGUUUCCGUACACCAGCAAUUUCCAAAGUGAUAACUAUGUAAGUCUUUAACAAGUUAAAUAAAGAAUUCUGUGGCACUUUUAAGAUUAACCAAUCUAUUAUAGUAUGAGCUUUCAUGAACAAUAGCUCAUUUCUUCAGAUGCAAAGAGUACAUUUCAAAGGUGCCAAAAAUAUAGUCAGUGACAUUUAAGUUAUUAAUACUGGCCAUAAACAAAACAGUUAAUGGUAAUACAAACAUUCUGGUUCUUAGUAAAUACAUACAUUGUGAUUAUCUGUUUUCCAGUACAAAUUUCUGAUGAUCCUCUGAAGAACAGAGAGAGGGAGAUGAAUAAUAUUUCAUCAAAGGUUUAAGACUAUUACUAGAAUUUUGAAAUGGGACAAUAAAGUUCUAUGUAUAAGAGUCAGUGUGGUAUAGUGGUGUAAGCAUUGCACUACGACUUUGGAGACCAGAGUUCAAAUCCUCAGCCAUGAAAAGCCACUGGGUGACCUUGGGCAAGUCACACUCAGCCUCAGAAGGAAUCAAAGGCAAACUCUCUCUGACAAGAAAACCCCGUGAUAGAUUCACCUUAGGGUUCCCAUGAGUUGAAAACUACUUGAAAGCGCACAACAACAAGCAUGAUGAAGACUAAGGCUUUCACGGCUGGCAUCCAUAGUUUUUUUGUGGGUAUUUCAGGCUAUGAGGCUGUGUUCUAGAAGAGUUUAUGCCUGAUGUUUCACCAGCAG